Molecule: messenger RNA, 17200 nt
Organism: Podarcis lilfordi (Lilford's wall lizard)
Lineage: Eukaryota; Metazoa; Chordata; Lepidosauria; Squamata; Lacertidae
Source: the annotation of a GenBank genome assembly
AUGAAAGUUGGUCCCUCUCCAGGACACAGGAAGAGAGAUCAGAAGCCUGGGCUCUGGGUGCAACCUGCCUUGCUGGUCUGGUCAGCACUGGGUUCCUUCCUCUUCCUUUUCCCCACAGGUAAGCUGCUCAUGUGACAGAGAAGUUGUGGACAGGUGUGCAGAUGCCCAGGUAAUGGCUCCUGUCAGUCCUCUCUGUUGUUUGCCCCUUGAUGGCUUUUGUUGGCAACUGGGAUUAUGAGUGUGCUGGGCCCAGGGGUAACCCAUGAAAUGUGGUCCAGAUCCGGUCCAGAAUCCAAAGGUUCCACUAGGAGUCAGUCCAACAGGGCCAAGGCAGGACACAAGGCAGGAAACCAGGCAAGGACAGGUACAAGAUCUCAGGCAGGAUCUGGCAUACAGCAAUGUUGCUCCCACAACCUGGGGUGGGGUCCGACAGCCUUUUAUCUUUGUCGGGGUAAUGGCCGGUCCUGAUCCCCCAGAGACUCACCUCCCUGUUUCGCCUGAAGGCGAGCACUCCUCCUGCAAGUACUUAGGUCUCUCCUUCUCUCAGACCUUAGUGUCUGCAGCUCAGGAGAUGUCGGUGGGUUACUAGACCCAGAGGCCGCCUCAGCCUCCCCUGACCCAACUGGUAGUGGAGCAGCUGUAAGUGAUGGCCCAGCUGAAGGCAACGAGGUAAUCCUCGCAUCUGGAGCCAGGGCAGGCUCAGGCCCCUGACUCAGCCCAGCUGGUGUUUGUUGCAGGGGAACCUGUGCAGACUGGGACUCUUCAUUGUCAGGCCCCAGACUUGGUUCAGAUGAUGCCUGAGGCAAAGGAUCUGGUGCAGACUGAGACUCCUCUGGUGUCGAGUCCGAGCCUGAGUCCCAGGCCAUCACAAUGAGCAGCUAGCAGCUUCAUACUCAAGGUUGCUUGCGAAUUCUAAAAAACAAACAAACAAAAAUCAGUGCAGUUUUGAAGAGUUCAGUCCGCCAUCUUGAUUCAGAAUGGUGUCCACUUGUAUCCAAACAUAGGUUCCUUGAUCUCAGGAAGCACCCUGCAAAAGUUAUGGUAUUUUAAGAGGUGUCCUACUGCACGGAGAACAAACACAUUUCCAAAAUAUUGUUACAGGUUGGGGAGGGGGGACAAAUUCCCUUAAAUUCCUGGGUGCCAAAUCCUCCCCAUAAUUCCUGGAUUUAGUAAGGGUCAAAAUUAAUCAAGGCUUGAUUCAACUUUUCCAAGCACUGAAACAUAACUAGAUUUAAUUAUGCUAAGGAACCAAGCCAGCUCUGCAGGGGACAAAAGCCAAGGAUGGCCAUCAAGGAAACUAUCAGAGGGCAAGACUGGCAGGCAAGGGUGGGCCCUUCUUCAGGCUUAGGGUUUCAACCUUGAAUGAGGUAGGCUGGGGGGAGGUCCUUAGCAGUGAGAAGGAGAGGGAAGGGCAGACCUCUGUGUGAGCUGGGCAUGACAGGCUGGAACUAAGAGACACAGAGGAUGGCUUUUUGCUGUCUGUUGAAUCCAGUGCUGCCCUUAAGACCCAAAUCGGAUGGGAACUCUCUGCAAUCCCUCUAUCUGGACUGAGGUGGCAUAUAGGUGUAAAUAGAACCAUAUAACAUAAGGACACUGCCAUCUCUGCUGUGCCCAAUUUCUGAAGAAAACACAAAUCCUGGGUAAGUGCCUGGAACCCAUGAAAUCUCAUACUGCUAAGGAUAGCAUGUAGCAAUAUAUAACAGGGAAACAAACGAAUAAGGAUGAUAUUUGCAAAUCUUUUUAAAAGAUUCCUUAAAUCUAUAGGGCCCAAAGGCCGAGAUCACAAUACCCGCUGCCCAAACAACUCACCAUGCAAGGGGAGUUUUUUUGGGGGGGGGUGCGUUGCAGGACACUUCACAUCUAGGAUGGGAAAUUUAGAAGUUGUGGGUAUGUUGUUGUUUUUUGAAAUCCCCAAAUGCUUUUUUCACCUUUAGAUUUGGGCCAAGGUUAGUUACACUGCAUGUUAAUAGGAGAGGAUCAGGUAUCUAAUCUGCGUUGAGUGACCUUAAACAUCAUCCUCUGCACGGAAUCAUAAAAGCAGUUCUGUCCCAGAGAACCCAUCAACCACAUCACGGCUUCUGUUUAAUUGUGGAGCUCAAAAGCUGUGUUUUUUUGGUACCACAGUAUUGUUAUACACUGGCUGCACAAGUCCUGAGCCCUUUCAGCUCAGACUAAAACUGCACAUCUGUACUCUUGGGAUGGCCGAUGGUGAAGGAUGAUGGGAGCUGGAGUCCAACCACAUCUGGAGGGUUACAGGGUCCCCAUCCAUGAAUAGGCAUUUAAAACUGAUCUGUGUGGUUAGAGCAUCUGCUUUGCAUGCAGAAGGUCCCAGGUUCAAUCCCUGAUGGCAUCGCCAGGUGCGUCUGGGAAAGAACCCUGUCUGAAAAUCUAGAAGGAUGCUGCCAGUUGGUGCAAACAGUACUGAUGGACCAAGGAUCUGACCUAAGUAUAAGUCAGUUUUCUAUGGUUCUGGGUUUCUAAUGGGACUCGCUCCCAGGUACAAGUGCUCAGAAUUGCAUCUUUAAGUGUGUAUCCGGGGUGGCAUUCAAUCUGCCUUAACUUUUAUUUUCUCCAUUUCAGCCAGUGGCUCUGAGGUUGCACAGGUGCCCGUUCCAGGUGAGCUCUUGUUGCGAAAGAGAAACCAGCACUUGAAGCUGUGUCUUAUAGAUCACUGCAGAGAUCGGGGAAAGGGUUCCUAAAUGGUGCCUGGGUUGUUGCUGAAUCCUUGCCCAUUUUAGCUUCCUCCUGCAAGCCCCUCCCAUUGCGCCUAUUGGACAGUGUCCAUGAUGUAAUGGGCAGGCCUGUCCCCCGGCCAGUGGUGGCUGGUGCCCAUUUGUAGGGUGGAAGGCAGGGAGCCCAACAGUAGGUGGCGCCAGAGGCAAAUGAUUGAGUCAGAGACAAUUCAUUCCAAUUUUGUCCCUACCCUCCGUCCUGGUCAGGGCUGGAGUCAGGUGCAGAUCAGCACGAAGGUAAUAAGUCACCGAUGCCAGCGAAGUUAACUCUUCAUUCAAGUAAACUGAAAUACCGCUCAGGCCUAGAAGUCUCAGCAACCCUUUCUGGUUGGUCUUGCGCUGAUGACACAGUUGUGAGGACUGAAGGUCCCUGCCUUCCCACCCCUCUCUAAGGCUCCUCCUCUCCAGGGUUUUCCCUAUGCAGUCUCAAACUGUGUCUGCGCACAACUAGUUUCUUCUCUGCUCUUUUCAUUUCUCUGUGCGUCCUCAGAGACCAGGGAGAAGGAGUGAUGAUCGCAGCAGGAGGGGGAGAUUCCCUGGACUCUUCAGCCGCCUCUUGAUCUCACCCUUCUGCAGCCUCUGCUUUCACUUCAGAGUCUGAACUGCACUCUGCCACAGACUCUUCCUGCUCACUAAACCCUGUUGCCUCUUCAGCUUCUAAUGCCUUCCAGUCUUCUCUGCCUUCUCCCUCUGACAACUGAUUGUCGUCCCUCCACCACUCCCUAGGCUCUGAGCCUUCUCCUCUUGGGGGUUCCCUUGGGGGUUCCCCAGCUGGCGCCUCCCUCCCCUCCUUUGGAUCCAGCCAGUCCAUGACAGCCCUGCUGGGUUCCUCAAGGGCAACACUGGGACUAAGGAGGAGGAACGUGGCAGGCAAUUCUACACUGCGGACUGCAGGCAGGCAAGGGGGGGCAGGUUGAGUUUGGCAGGGUGUUGUCCCAUUUGCUCUAAUGGACCGGCCUUGUUCUCCCAGAGGUCCGGCUAGUCAAUGGGCGCAGCCGCUGCCAAGGACGCGUGGAGAUCUUCUACAACAACACCUGGGGCACGGUGUGUGACGACGACUGGGACAUCGUGGAUGCCAACGUGGUCUGCCGCCAGCUGGGCUGCGGCCAUGCCAUCGCCAUGCCGGCCACUCUCUCCUUCGGCCAGGGGCGUGGGCCCAUCUUCCUAGACAACGUGGACUGCAAAGGCAGAGAGGCAGCCCUCAGCGAGUGCAGCAGCCACGGCUGGGGCAUCCACAACUGUUACCACUAUGAGGACGUAGCUGUCACCUGUAAUGGUACAAAGGUUUGGGUCUGUCUGGUGGCAGUGGCAGGAGGGAGAGGGGUGAAGCAGGCUUAUUUACUGCAUUUAUAUCCCACCUUUUCCCCCUCCCUAGAGCUCAAGGUGGGGCACAUGGUUCUCCCAUCCUCAUUUAAUCCUCACAACAACCCUGUGAGGUAGGUUAGGCUACAGGAAGUCAGCGACUGGCCAGAGGUCACCCAGCGAGCUUCAUGGCCAAGUGUGGGCUUUUAACCCUGGUCUCUUAGGUCUUUGCCUGACACUCUAACCACUGCACCGUGCUGUCCUGCAGGGGACACCACUAAGGAACCCUGUGUAUCUUAAACAGGGUGGAGGAUAGGCUGGAUAGAAAUAUAAAAAGUUAUGACGGUAAUACAAUUGCAUGGGGAUUAAAUAUUUCAAAAGAGAAAAGGAUUAUUAUUAUUAUUAUUUAUAUACCGCCCUAUACCCAGAGGUCUCAGGGUGGUUCACUUAAAAAGAUCACAGUAUAUAAAAUAAAAAUAAAAGCAAUAACCCAAUAGUACUCCCCAAAAAAGAGCAACAUUUUAAAAGGGUAUGGGAUGUUGAUCAGGUCAACCAAAGGCUUGGUUAAAAAGGAACAUUUUUGCCUGGUGCCUAAAGGUGUAGAAUGAAGGAUACCACAUUUGUUUGACUGCUGUUUUGAUUUCUUACCUCCCCCCCACCAUGAGGUCGCAGGGUGGGUUACAGUAAUUUAAAAAUACAAUAUUAAGAUCAGUUACGGUUACAAGAAUAGGGUGGGUCCUAUAUAUGUACAAACACCCCAAUCUCUGAAUGCUGAAAGACUUCCAGGUUCAGUUUCCUUGGAAUGAAUGUCAGUGGAGACUGUGGUGUCUUUAGGAUAUAUGGUUUUAUUUACACAUAUAUACCACCUGAGCAUAGGAUGGAGGGGCUCACACUCCUCCUCUCCAGGGUCUUUCCCACGCAGUCUCAGGCUGGGUCUGCAUACAACCACCCUCUGCUCUGCCUAUUUAAUUUAUCUGCGUGUUUUAGGAGGCCAGCAGAAGGGGAGCAGUAGGAGGUUGAGAAUCCCUGGCCUCUGCUUCUGCCUUGGAGUCUGAACUGUGCUCUGCCACAGCCUCUUCCUGCUCACUAAACCCUGUUGCCUCUUCAGCUUCCAACACCACCUCCUCCCAGUCUCCUCCUCCUUCUCACCAUCCCACCUCCAAUCUUCUGGCUCUGAGCCUUCCUCCCUUGGGAGUUCCCCAGCUGGUUUCUCCCACCAUUCCUCUGCAUCCAGCCAGUCCAUGACAUUUGGACAUCAUUUCAAUGAUAUGAAAGCCCGCCUCUAAGUUGUUUACAUAAAAUAUUCAUCAGAAACUAGUGAUGAAAUCAACAUACUUUAAAGACAAGCAGAUGUUUGUUAAAAGUGAAAUAUAGAUAAAAUCAACAGUUUUAUAGAAAAAAAAACAAAUGUACCUAAUAAAAUUACAGGUGUGCCUGAAUAGAAACAUUUUUAGCUGGUAUAAGAAACAAUAAAAUGAAGGAGCCUAUUGUAACCCACCCUGAGACCUGUUAGUGAAAGGCAGAAAAUACUAAUAAAUAUUACUACUACUACUACUACUACUACUUCUAAUAGGCAGUCAAAUGUCAUCAAGCACAAUGGAUUUAUCUAAGAAAUUAAUUGAACAAGUUGACUGGCCCUGCUUAAGAGGUUGGAGGUAUACAUGUUUGCAUGCAUAGCAGAGGGCAAUCAGAUACUGUUGAUGGAGAUGAUUGACUGACGUUCAUCCUUCUGUUGGCUUGUUUGUUUUUGCAGAGCUGCUGCCCACCCAAGCAUCCAGAGGACCAAUCAGCAAAGCAGCCACCGCCUCGUUGCAAAAUGGGGAAAGUGAGUGCUUUUUGGAUUCACAUGAGAAGCUGUCCUCGGCUAGCACAAUUCGCAAUAGCAACACGAUACAUGUACACAGUGUUGCUGUUAUUCAUAUCUUAACUUAUAAUAAAAAUGUAAAGGUCUCAUCAGGCUGCAGUUCUUAUGACUGCCAACAGGUGGCGCUGCAAACUGCAGUGUGAUGAGAGGCUGUUGCUGCUACUGGUUGCCUUCCUCAUCCCUGGUUACCAGGUGCUGCAACUGCGGGAGGGGGAAUGAAGGAGAGAAACUAUUGGUCCCCUUUCUCCUGCUGUAGCAGCUGAUGCCACCAAUAAUGGGGAAACAAAGGAGAGAUAGUCCCUUAUCUUCUUGCUCCCUGCAAGGCCCUUUCCACCUGGCCUAGGGGGCAGGGCCCCCACACACCAGCCCUACUGAAGAGGCUCCUCGUGAGGCCAGAGGAGCAUCACCCGGCUAAUGUUUUAUUGAUUUAUUGAUUUAAUAUGCUGUAAACCAGGGGUAGGCAACCUAAGGCCCAUGGGCCGGAUGAGGCCCAAUCACCUUCUCAAUCCGGCACGCGGACGGUCUGGGAAUCAGCGUGUUUUUACAUGAGUAGAAUGUGUCCUUUUAUUUAAAAUGCACCUCUGGGUUAUUUGUGGGGCAUAGAAAUUUGUUCAUAUCUUUUUUCAAAAUAUAGUCUGGCCCACCACAUGGUCUGAGGGAUGGUGGACCAGCCCACAGCUGAAAAAGGUUGCUGACCCCUGCUGUAAACCGCUUUGAGAUUUUUAUUAAAAAUAUAAAGCUGUAUAGAAAUUAAAAUAAAAUAAUAAAAACCUGCUCUGCGGCCACUACUAAAAUGCAGGUUCCUUUCUUGGGUCUCCCUUAGUGGAGGCGGUUUGGAUGACCCCCGGGGUCCCUUCCAAGUCUACAAUUUGUACCCUGACUCUCCCUAUCCCUCUUCCAGGUGAUGGGAGCAUCCGGCUGGUGAGCGGCGCCAACGCUUGCCAGGGCCGGGUGGAGAUAUUCUACAAAGGGAACUGGGGCACGGUGUGUGAUGACGACUGGGGGCUGAGCGAUGCAGCUGUGGUGUGCAAGCAGGUGGGCUGCGGGCACGCCGUAGACUACAGGACCAAUGCCUACUUCGGCUACGGCACGGGGCGCAUCCUCCUCGACAACGUCAACUGCGAUGGGAGCGAGCCGCACCUCUCAGCCUGCUACAGCCUGGGCUGGGGCAUCCAUAACUGUGGUCACCACGAAGAUGCUGGUGUCAUCUGCUCAGGUGGGUGGACCCCUCAGGGCUUGGGGCAGCCGGGCAGGCGAAGGGGGCAGCCGCCCUGUGUGGGAAGUGCCAUAGCCUAGUGGAUCCAGUCCCCAGCAGAUCCAGUCCCCAGCGGCAUCCCCAGGUAGGGCUGGGUGGGGGGGGGAUCCUGCCUGAAACCGGGGGGAGCUGCCAGUCAGUGUAGACAAUACUGAGUUGGAUGUAUCUGUAGUUUGACUCCGUGUGAGGCAGCUUCCUGUGAACGCCUAGCAAUGCAUUGCAGAACCAGGGUGGAUAAAAAUCAAUUAUUUUUUUAAAAAUAAAAAAAAAUGGAUUUUUAAAAAUUUAAAUCAGAUUUUUAAAACAAAAUGCUUUUGGAUGAAAAAUAUUUCCAAAGAUUGUUGUUGUUGUUUAGUCAUUUAGUUGUGUCCGACUCUUCGUGACCCCAUGGACCAGAGCACGCCAGGCACUCCUGUCUUCCACUGCCUCCCACAGUUUGGUCAAACUCAUGCUGGUAGCUUCGAGAACACUGUCCAACCAUCUCGUCCUCUGUUGUCCCCUUUUCCUUGUGCCCUCCAUCUUUCCCAACAUCAGGGUCUUUUCCAGGGAGUCUUCUCUUCUCAUGAGGUGGCCAAAGUAUUGGAGCCUCAGCUUCAGGAUCUGUCCUUCCAGAGAGCACUCAGGGCUGAUUUCCUUCAGAAUGGAUACGUUUGAUCUUGCAGUCCAUGGGACUUUCAAGAGUCUCCUCCAGCACCAUAAUUCAAAAGCAUCAAUUCUUCGGCGAUCAGCCUUCUUUAUGGUCCUGCUCUCACUUCCAUACAUCACUACUGGGAAAACCAUACUUAAGUUACUUUAUAGUCCAAAGGCUAUUCAUCAGGAAAUAAGGAUUUGUUUUAAGUUUUUCAUGCGUGCUAAAACUCAGUCUAAUUAAAAAAAACAAAAAAAACCUUAACCACAUCAGUUAACAAACAUGGGUACAUAUGCUAUAAUGUUAUUGUUUUAGUUAAAUAAUUUUUUAAAAUUGUUAUUAAGGAAAUGAUUAUUUUUCUCCUUCCAAUAAAGUACAGCAGAAAAGUUGUCCAAAUGUAAACAGUUAACUUAUUAAACCUCACAAUAAUUUUAUAAUUAUCUAUGUUUUUCUAAUAGUAUAACCAAAUCAGUAAUUUUUGAUAUAACUGUAAAAGCUACUCUGAAAAUUUAUUAUUCCAAAAAAGAAACCUUCAUCUGGUUGUAAAUAUUAAGAUUAUACCAGCAAGAAUGAGUCUUUCUGUAAAAAAAAUAUGAUUUAAAUCAAGUCUUACUGACUAGUGACUUAAAUUGAUUUGAUUUAAAUCAAAUCCACCCUGUGCAGAACCUGGGAGAGCGCCAAGAUUUGCUCCCAUAGAGUUGGAAAGGGCCACAAGUGUCAACUAGUUUGAACCCCUGACAAUGCAGGAAUAUUUUUGCCCAAUGUGGACGUGGCGCUCGAACACACGGCAUGGAGAUAUAGAGUCUCAUGCUCUACUAGCAAGAUCUAGGGAUGGAACGAGGCCUUUCAUCUUCCCAGGGAACUCAUCCUAGGACCCACUCCUUUCCUGAGGGGAGGACGGCCUUAAAAGGGCAAUCCUCUCGGUCAGAGCCUGACACCCUGGCUCCUCGCUGCUUGUUAAACUGCUCUAUCAAGCCCUCUUCCCAGGGAACUCUGGGAAUUGUCAUUCCGUGAGGGGACUAGGGGACCGCCUAACAAUUCUCAGCACCUUUAACAAACCACAGUGUUGUGGACUGGCUGGAUGCAGAAGUGUGUGUGGGGGGGGAGUCACCAGAUUGGGAACCCCCAAGGGAACCCCAGGGGAAGAAGGCUCAGAGCCAGGGAAGUAGUGGUGGAACAACAAUGCGUGGUCAGAGGAAGAAGAGGCGAGGAGGAGGUGUCGUAAGCUGAAGAAGAAACAGGGUUUAGUGAGCAGCAAGAGGCUGGGGCAGAGAGCUGUACAGAAUCUGAGGCAGGAGAGGAGGGAGAUCAAGAGACAGAGUAGAGGCAGGCUGCUGAAGAAUCCAGGAAGUCUCCCCCUCCUGCUGUGAACAGCUCCUCUUUCCCCUGGUCUCCCAGAACAUGCAGAGGGAUGAAAAGGGCAGAGCAAUGAGAGACUAGACGAAAGAGCCUAAGAUUGCUUGGGAAAGACUUGGCAGAGGAGGAAUCUUAGGGAGUGGUGGGAAGGCAGGGGACCUUCAGUGUUUGCAACUGCCUCAUUUGAGCAAGACCUACUAGGAAGAGCUGCUGGGAAUCUCUAGGCCUGCACCGUUUGGGUUUCUUGAAUUAAACAUUAAAUUCACUGACUUGCUUUGAUUGAUGACCUAUUGUCUCUUUCCAGGUCUUGGGAUGACCACGACCACAGCUGCCACCACCUCAGUGGCUCCCAACUAUGAACAGUCAUUCACUGAUACAGCCACAGGUAAGGGAGAACCUGCUGUUGCUAAUCCCACCCACCACAAAACCCCAAAGGGGACAGUUUAUGUUCCCAUGACUUCAAAGAUACAGGAGCACACUUUUGUUAUCUGGGAAAAUGCUGGUUGUGAUCAUAGAUUGGUGGUGGGGAACUUUUGGCCUGUGGGGGCCUAGUUAGAUCCACCAUGCUUCAGAUCCUAACCCCACCCCUGUCAUAGAUGCACAAGCCAGUUCUCCACUCCAACCCCAAUCUGGUGAAAUGGGAAGAGAACCAUAUUUGACCCAUUGCUACUGGGGAGGGGGGAAACCUGAAAUGAAACUUUGCACCAUGUAGAAAUAUAGUGUUAUAGGUCUGGCGGGUCAGUCUGGAUGAUACCUGUGGGUCCCUUCCAGGCCUGUGAUCCUGUACCUAGUGAGGUUUAGAGUCUAGUAGAAGAGGCUGUUGAACCAGCUUCUUUGUAAGAUAAUGGCCUGAAUUUGGCCAGUUGAGUACUGCCAUGUACAUGUCCAAAGAGGCUGCUCUGUUGCCAUAAAGACAAAUGGCCUUUUCCCACCUCACCUGCCUGAAUGCCACCUCCUCCUAGAAUGGAGAACAACAGGCCAAGGGGGACUUUAUGUGGGGGUCGGGGAGAAAGUUUUUGAUUGCUGCUGGAAGCUGGAGAUACAUAGACAUGCCUUGAUCUGUGCUUGACCCAAAACUGUGAGUUUGGGGCUUCCCUGGAAUUGAAUGAGGAAGCAAGAUCUGGUGGGGUGUUGAUGCUACGAGCCCUUCCAUCCUUUGCUCAGAUUGUAUAUAUGUGUAAAUAAAACCAUAUACCCCAAAGACACCACCAUCUCCACUGACCUUCAUUCCAAGGAAACCAAACCCUAGGCAAGUGCAGGCACCCCCGGAGUCUCUCACUGCUUGGAGAUUGGGGUCCUGAAAGCUGCAGAUCAAUGGGGCCACUAGGGGCGCAUCAGAAGAUGGCUGACAAUAACAUCUCUCCGACCCACACGAGGUAAUUUGGAGGCUGUGAUGGGAGUAAAUAGCCUCCCUACCCCCCCAGGAUUGUGGGGGGGGACUGCCCUUGCCUGCUGUGCCCUAUACCACCCCCGUAUUUGUGGGGAUGGGGGCACUAGGCAGAAUGCCCUCCUGUGGAUUUUGGCGCUCCUGGACGCUGCCUCUGAUCCGCACCUCUAGCUGCAAGAACUUCAAAAGAAAUGAUUAGGAUGAAGCAAAUGCACAUAUUUCAAGGAAGGAGGGGGAGUAAAGACUGCUAACAGAAGAGAUCUCUGAUAAACGAGUCGGAGGAACAUGAAUCAAUCAGAUGAAGAUACACCAAGACUCGGUAUGGCAAAGGGACUGGAUGGGGGAGGGGAAAAAAAACUUUCCUUUCUUUCCUCUAUGUGAUUAAACAAGAAUCCCCCCCCCACAAGUCAGAAAUGUUGUUUGAAGGACUUAAGCUGUGGAUUUACGUCUGUGUGGAGAUAAACUUUCUAACUAAAGCAUGUUUUGAGAAGAGCGUGGAAUGUCUAAGGGCUUUGGAAUGACGCAGUUAAAAAUACCGUCGCCAUAUUGGGAAGUUCUGUUGGAGGACUUAAGUCUGGGAGGAGAAAUAGAGAAAUAGAGCUGUUUUUAUAUUGUGGGUGAAACUCCUCAGAGGGACUUAAGAGCGACAGUUCUGUGAUUAAUGAUGGAAAGAACGAUGUUAUCUAUGAAUGCAAUGAUAUAUGGAAACCAUCUCGAUUUGAGGAUUGGACGAACGGAAAAAUUCACACAGGAUUAUUAUUGGUGUUUAUCGGCUUAAGGAGAUUAUCAGAAGAGAUCAUAAAGAAAAAAGAGAAAAUAUACGAACAAGAUGAGAUGUGGAAACAGCAAGAUAAGACUGGAUAGAAUUAUGAACUUUGUUUGGACUGAUUUGGACAUUAACGCAGUAGCAAGAAGAUGAUCAGAAUCCCCCUUCGGAUCUUGAAAUAUGGGUCCCCUCAACAAGAUUUAAAAUUCGGCUUUGUAAUUCGGAAUUUAUGUGAUGUGAUUUGAUUGGCCGGUUAAUAAAAAUUAUUUUUUUAAAAAAAGAAAGAAAGCUGCAGUUCAAAUCUCUAUUAAAGGACCAGCAGGAGAGGUGCAGUUAAAAAGAUAGUCCCGGAAGCUGAGUUCAAAACACAGGGUUGCCUUCCUGCCUUGUGGCUUGACCAUCUGUGUCCAAGGGCAACUGGUAAGAUAUAAUUGGAGGCCGGAUGUUGUUGUGAUGACAGGCUAUAUCUUUUUGCAGUCACAGAUGGUCGAGAUCAGCCUUCUCCUGAGACUGAGAUGAUGGUGACCUCAGCCCUUCUCCUGCUAGAAAGAAGAAGUAAGUGUUUGCCUGCCCUUUGUCGAUGGAAAUAAAGCUUCAUCAGAGAUGUAAAAAUCUGCAAAGAAGAGAUUGAGAGAGCUGGAGGUUGAGGGGGCUGUCUCGCUGAUGGGAAGGUGUUUAUUUCAGACAAUGUGAAAACAGACCCAGGAGCAGGAAGGAUGAAGCCCUGGUGUUUCCUCUCUCAUCCCAUAACAUCCGCUUUGUGUCCAUGUAAGUGACAGGGAACCUGAGCGCUCCUGGUGUUGUUGCACUACGAUUCCCAUCAGCCCCAGCAAGUGUGGCCAGCAGACAAGGAUGAUGGGAGUUGUAGUUCAGCAACACACUUAGAGCCACAGCCCCACCCCCAAUGUCAGGUUUCUAUAGUCAAGCUUUCCCUGUUUAGGCAGCCCCUAUUUCCCGUGUCCUUGAUAAACCACUGCCCCUGUUUCCACCUCCAUACACUAUGCUGGUGUGAGUUGCUAGCGCUGAACUUGCUCCAAGUCCCGGUCCCUAUUCUCUGCAUCUCUGAAAGGGUGGGAGGAGGAGGCGGGUGCAUGUUGUCUGCUGUGCACACAGGUGUAUAAGUUUGUGCAUGGGCACUGAGGCCCCUUGCUUAGAAUCAUAGUCAUAGAGUUGAAAGUGGGGCUUGAGAGUCAUCUAGUCCAGCCCCCUGCAAUGCAGGAAUAUGCAGCUCUCCCAUACAGGCAUCGAACCUGCAACCUUGGCGUUAUUAGCACCACUCCCAUACCAACUCAGCUAUCCAGCAACUAUUGAUACAGGCUGUUUCUAAAGCAACAGAAUUCAUGAGGAUCAAGGCCCCCUUGCCGGUACUCUUGCCACUCUCUGAAAAAGUGAAACAGGGGGGAGAGGAAAACCUGGAGCCAGAAUGUCCACAAGGUCCCAAUCAAAGGAAAAGUGGAUGUGGGGGAUGCCCUGCCUUGUGACAUCAUAGAAUCACAGAAUCAUAGAGUUGUAGAGUUGCAAGGGUUCUGGUCCAAUUCCCUUGCAAUGCAGGGAUCUCUGCUAAUGUAUCCCUGGCAGAUGGCCACCCAACCUCUGCUUAAAAACCUCCAAGGAAGGAGAGUCCACUACCCUCCAUACAUCACUCCGGCCUUUUCUCCCCUUCUGUUUUCUGACCAGCAGGUGGUGGCAUACGACUAGCAAACGGGAACAGCAGUUGCCAAGGGCGGGUGGAAGUCCUGUACGGGGACUCCUGGGGGACGGUCUGUGAUGACGACUGGGACUUCCCCAACGCCCAGGUGGUCUGCCGGCAGGUGGGCUGCGGCUCGGCGGUGGUGGCCACCGUGCUGGGCUACUUCGGCUACGGCACCGGGCCCAUCCUCCUGGACAACGUGGACUGCACUGGCACAGAGACUGACCUGUCCGAUUGCUUCAACCUGGGGUGGGGGCAGCACAACUGCGGGCACCACGAAGAUGCCGGCGUCAUAUGCAGAGGUGAGAGGGUCAGGGGGCAAGGAGGGGUUGUGGUUUCAUCGUAGGGUUGGAAGCCCCCCAGCCAAAGGGUGAUCUAGUGCAACCCCCUGCUGUGCAGGAAUCACAGCUAAUGAAUCCCGGAUAAGCAGCUCUCCAAAACCUCCAGUGGAUCAGAGAAUUUUGGGAGAUAGAAAUGACCUGGUGUUAUAAAAUGUAAACAGCGCAGGUUCCCCUCGGAUGCCUCCAAGCUGUCAGUCUUUUGCAGGAGGGAGUUGUGUAUUUAUCGGAAUCUUAGUUCUGCGUGAUUAAAGGGGACCAAAGUUCUCUUGUCACCCCAGCACAACAAAUCCACAUGAAACACACACACACACACACACACACACACACAGAGCAGACUUUUUUGUGGUGUGGAAAAUGACUGAGAAAUAAUGCAUUGAAAAGUGUGGGAUGAAUGGCUGAUUAACAGCAAGACAUGUAAACAGCUCAUGAGGGAAUCAGGACAAUUGCUCCUUGUCACAGGCGCCACCUUGUAAAAAUAAAAAUAAAAAUGCAUGGUAGGAAGUUGGACUGGAAUAGAUGGCCCUUCCAACUCUCCAAUUCUCUAUGAAGUCAGUGUUUUUCUUUCUAAAUAAACUUUCAAGGUUGGGUGUUUUAUUGUCUUGUUCCACCAUUCCUCCAAGGUGCUCAAAGUGGCAUGCAUACUUCCCGCCCUAUUUUAUUCUCACAACAAUCCUGUGAGGUGGAUUAGGCUGAGAGGCUGUGACUGACUCCAAGGUCACUCAGUGACUUUCCUGGCUAAGUGGGGUCUCCCAGGUCCUAGUACAGGUCCCUGAACCCCAGUCUCCCAGGUCCUAGUACAACUCUAACCACUGCACUGCACUUCCCAGUGCCUUUCUGUGUGAUGUGUGUGGGGUGCGUGUCUCUACGCUGUUAAAUGUACCCCUUGCUUUUUCCCUGGUCCCAGGUGCAGAAGAAUCUGGAGAUCUCUUCCAAGAAGACCCUUUUGCCACCACCACAUCAACCACCACACGUCCCAAGGAUGGUAUGUGGGGCACAGGGCCUCUAGCUCCCCGCUUGCUGACUCUCAGCUGAAAUUCCUGAUGUUUGGCAGGAACAGGGCAAGACGCUGCUCUAGGUGGCUGCCUAGGGCAAGAUUUCUCAGGGGGCAGCACUAUGGUAACAGAAGAGGAAUUGUCUUUUCUGAACACUGCCUUUACGGCUGUUGCUCAGGAAGGAAUGAGCACGUCUUGCUGCAAGGCAGUGUUGCAGCAUUUCAUAGAAUCAUAGAAUUGUAGAAUUGGAAGGGACACCAAAGGUCCUCUAACCCAACCCUCCACAAUGCUGGAAUACAACCUCUGGUUUAAAACAUCCAAUGAAGCAGAGCCCACCACCUUCCGAGGGACUACUGCCAGAAAGUUUCUUCCUGAUAUUUAACUGGAAUCUCCUUUCUUGUAACUUAAAUCCAUUGGUUCAAGUCUAAUAAUAAUAAUAAUAAUAAUAAUAAUAAUAAUAAUUUAUUUGUACCCUCCCCAUCUGGCUGGGUUUCCCCAGCCACUCUGGGCAGCUUCCAACAAAGAUUAAAAAUACAUUAAAAUGUCACACAUUAAAAACUUCUCUAAACAGGGCUGCCUUCAGAUGUCUUCUAAAAGUUAGAUAGUUGUUUAUUUCCUUGACAUCUGAUGGGAGGGCGUUCCACAGGGUGAGUGCCACUACCGAGAAGGCCCUCUGCCUAGUUCCCUGUAGAUUUGCUUCUCGCAGUGAGGGAACCGCCAGAAGGCCCUCAGCGCUGGACCUCAGAGUCCAGGCAGAAUGAUGGGGGUGGAGACGCUCCUUCAGGUUUUCCUACCCUCCGGAACAGCAGAAAACAAGCUUGCUCCGUCUUCCAUGUGACAGCUCUUCAGGUAUUUGAAGAUGGCUAUCAUAUCUCCCUCUCAGUCUUCUCUUCUCCAGACUAAACAUACCCUACUCCCUCAAACAUUCCUCACAAGGCUUGGUUACCAGACCCUUCAUCAUCUUGGUCUCCCUCUCUGCCUGCCUUCUAGCUUGUCUAUGUCUUUCUUGAACUGUGGUGCCCAGAACUGGUCCCAGGCUCCAGGUGGGAUCUGACCAAGGCAGAAUAGAGCAGGAUUAUGACUUCCUGUGAUCUAGACAUUAUACGUCAGCUGAUGCAGCCUGGAAUCGCAUUAGCUGCUUUUGCUGCUGCAUCGCACUGUUAACUCAUGUUCAGCCUGGGGUCUACUAAGACCCCUGGACCCUUUUUGCAUAUAUUACUGGUAAGCCAGGUGCCCCCCCCCCCAAUCUUAUAUUUGUGCAUCUGAUUAUUCCUGCCAAAGUGCAGAACCUUACAUUUGUCCCUGAUGAAAUUCAUUUUGUUAGUUUUGGCCCAGUUCUCCAAUCAGCUAAGGUCAUCCUGAAUCCUGAUUCUGUGUUGUGCAGUAUAAGCUUUAAAAAAACACCACAGUAUUGUGAUGGAUGAGGUGCCUUUGCUUGAUCAGACAGAACAGUGGCCCACAAAAGUUGAACCCCCAGGCCUGAAAAUUACAGAGGCAUUCCCUUGCUUAGCAUUACACAUACAUAAUAAUUAAGUCACAUUCUCAGAGGGAAAGUGUGCCUGUGUUAUUCGAGCCGGAUGCCUGAUUCAGCGGGAAUAAGAGGGUACCUGCUCUCUAUCAGGCUCGCUUGAGGCUGAGUUUUUCCUGCACAAGCAUUCUUGCCACGUCCUUAAUACAGUCUGAGUAAGCAGAUUCUCCUAAUAUCCUUAAUGCACUCCGGGUAACAGGAAUCAGAAGAUUCCCUUUACGGUAGGUGGAGGAACAGAUUUGCAUAAAGAUGCUGGAGAAAUUAUUCACAGCCAGAACAGUGAACCGUCCAGAGGUGCGGUGGACAGACUCCUCCUUGGAGGAACUCUGAGCUUGUGCAGAGUGCAUUAUAAUUAUUAUUUUUUCAAAUAAAAUAUUCAUUUUAUAACACAAAUAAACAACACAAACAGGAAAACAAACAAUACAAACAGAUUCUUGUCUUAUCCUUAUUUUUUCUAAACAUAGGUGGGCUUCCCCAAGUCCCCCCUAUCUGAUUUUCAUUUUACCUCAUCUUUAGCAGUUUACAUAUAUCAUAAUUUCUAACCAUUUUUUUAUCACACUUACUUUAACCAUAAAAAUCUUCACAUUUUAUCACUUGCAAAUAAUACUGUUUUAAAAUACACUAUCUUCUAACCCUACAGCCUAAAUCCACUAUUCUAAGAUUUAAAUAUUAACAUAUUUUUUCAAGUAUUCCUUAAACUUCUUCCAAUCUUCUUCCACCGUUGCUUCUCUCUGGUCUCGGAGUCUCCCAGUCAGUUCGGCAAGUUCCAUAUAGUCCAUCAUCUUCACCUGCCAUUCUUUGAUAGUUGGUAAAUCUUGUUUCUUCCAAUUCUUCGCUAGCAAUAUUCUCGCAGCUGUUGUGGCAUACAGAAAAAAAGUAACAUUGUGCAGAGCGCAUUAUUGUCUCAGCUGAGGAGCAACAGGGAAAACUGGGUGGUGGCCGGUGGCACAGCCAUUGAGUUGGUGGGGCACAGAUUUUUUUGGGGGAGGGGCUUCACUUAAGCCUUGUGACACCCGCCCCCCUCUGUUUCCCCUAUUUGCAGGCUUCCUCCGCCUGGUCAACGGGAGCCACCGCUGCGAAGGGCGAGUGGAGAUGUUCUACCUGUCUCAGUGGGGGACAGUGUGCGACGACGCUUGGGACCUCAAGGAUGUGAAGGUGGUGUGCAGGCAGCUGGGCUGUGGGGGGGCCUUGGCUGCCUGGGGGGAGGCCCGCUACGGCCAAGGGACCGGCUACAUCUUCCUCGACAACCUCAAGUGCAAAGGUGACGAGAACUCCCUGCUGCGCUGCUCCCACAUCCGCUGGAACGUGCACAACUGUGACCACUCAGAAGACGCGGGAGCUCUCUGCAGGCUCCUGUGA